AACAGACUCCGUGAAUCUAACCUGGUUGGGACCAGGUUUUCCUGAAGAAACCCUGAGUUUCUCUCUGUCUCCGCCCACUUUCAGAGCCACAUACUUAAUUUGAUUUCCUCAUUCCUGCGCUGUCAGAACGUCCUCUAGUUCCAGAAGGCAACGUUUGGUGUCAACUUUUUGAACAUGGCGUGUCCUUUUGAUCACGAUCCUGUGGACGAAGGUGCAGCAAUCCUGCGCAGGGAAUUACAUAUCUGUCGGCAGAGAGUACUCAGACCACGCAUAGAUAUUUCAGCCCUCCCGGACAAUUUUCUUUUUAAGCGGUACCGUUUUACUUCACAGUCUAUAAUUUACAUACACAACCUCAUCCGUCCGCACAUUUCAAACAUCACGAGUCGCAGUCAUGCGCUCACAUCGCAGCAGAUUUUGUGUGUGGCGCUGCGUUUUUUUGCCAAUGGCAGUUUUCUGUAUAACAUCGGAGAUGCUGAGCACUUGAGUAAGGCAACUGUAUGCAGGGCCAUCAGAAGAGUCUGCCUCGCCCUGAAAAGAUUUUUACCUAUAUUUGUUGUCUUCCCUGGACACAAACCUGUCAGGGCCAUUAAGGAAGAGUUCCACAGGAUCGCAGGAUUUCCCAAUGUGAUUGGCUGCAUAGAUGGUACGCACAUUCCCAUCACGGCUCCCUCACAUAAUGAGGCUGAUUAUGUGAAUAGGAAGUCCAUUCACAGCAUUAAUGUGCAGAUGAUAUGUGAUGCUGCACACAUAAUCUCCAAUGUGGAGGCCAAGUGGCCUGGGUCUGUUCAUGACUCAAGGAUAUACCGCGAGUCAAACCUGAGUGCCAGGCUGCAGCACGGAGAGUUUGACGGCCUUCUGCUGGGUGACAGGGGUUACCCCUGCCAACCAAGGCUGCUGACCCCUUACCCAGACCCUGAGCCAGGCCCCCAACAAAACUUCAACCGUGCUCACAGCAGGACGAGAGCCCGGGUGGAGAUGACCAUAGGCCUGCUGAAAGCCCGUUUCCAGUGCCUACGUCACCUCAGGGUGACCCCUGAGGGGGCCUGCGAUAUUAUUGUGGUAUGUGUUGUUCUUCAAAAUAUCGCCACUAUUAGAGGAGAGCAACACCCCGCCCUACAGAUUGAUGACCCCGAUGAAGACCCCGUCCACCUGCCAGCUAUGCAGGAUGGCCGAGCGGUCAGAGACACGAUUUGUACUAAUCACUUUUGAGUUUAAAGCACCACCACAAAUAAAAACAUGAGGCACAUUUCAGUUGGUCUUCUUUAUUUCCUACAAAUACAAAAGCUAGUUAAGUUAAUGUUCCAAUAGUUAACAUUGACAUAAUUGACAUGUGACCAUGCACCCACCUUUAAUUUAUGUUCCAGUAUUUGGAUUUCCAAAUCUGCUUUUUUAAUCUGGCGGUCGAGGUAUAGCAUUUCUUUAUCGGUCUUCUGGAUUUUUUUUAGGAGGUGAAUUUUAUAAAUUUCUUUUACUGGUAACUGGGAAUACAUAAAGAGGACAUAAAAUUAAC
Larimichthys crocea (large yellow croaker) is the source of this 1510-nucleotide messenger RNA. Its product is annotated as putative nuclease HARBI1. The transcript is spliced from 4 exons. The coding region runs from base 175 to 1209 and encodes 344 amino acids. NCBI's taxonomy places the organism in Eukaryota, Metazoa, Chordata, Actinopteri, Sciaenidae. The record is from RefSeq and is a predicted model, not a curated record.